CCCCGAGCAUGACGUCAGCAGUAAAACCUGCUCCUCCUGGUGUCUGUCCGUCGGAAAGUGAAGUGUUUGGCGUGCUAGUGGUCUUCGAGUUCCUCUUUCUCUGUUGUCUGUCCGUCGUUCAGUGUUGUUGUCGCUAAAGUAACUUCAGCCGCGAGGUUUUUAUGUUAUAAAAUAUAGAGAAAAAAACAGCCCUGUAGCCGAUUUAUGGGACGUUUUAGAAAAGUUCCUGAAGUGCCUUUUUUUUGAGGAACCGGCGGGCGGUGGAUUGUCGCGGAGAUGGAUAAGCUAACCGAUAGCUAGCCGAGAAUCCAAGCUAGCAUGCUAACAGUGGGCUAAUCUAGCAUUCUAACGGAUAACUAAGUGACUUUGUGAAGCUGUCAGAACUAUCCACGGUCAUCUCUACGGCCUGACGUCUUCACAGCCCGUCACAGGCCAACCAAGCUAACCCAGGAAGAAGACUCGGUAUCUGAAGGGGGGGUAAAAAAAAAAAAAGGAGCUACAGAAGUUUUGUUUGAGAGGCGGCGUCGUUCGUCUCUCAGUCCCACACCGAGAGCAUGCUGUCCAACGCACAGAACCAGCCACUGUUUCCCAACCCGGCGGGCCAGCAGAAUCCUCCGGGCCAGUUUCUACCCUUUCACCCCAGACCUAGCUUACAGAUCAAGAAGAACGCCAUAACAGAUGAAUACAAGGUGACCAGCCAGGUGCUGGGACUGGGCAUCAAUGGCAAGGUGCUUGAAAUCUACCAGAAGAAGACUGGAGACAAGUAUGCUUUGAAGAUGCUGCAGGAUUGUCCCAAGGCCAGAAGGGAAGUGGAGCUCCACUGGAGGGCGUCACCUUGUGCCAACAUCGUGCGCAUCAUUGAAGUCUAUGAAAACCUCUAUCAGGGCAAAAAAUGUCUGCUUAUAGUCAUGGAGUGUAUGGAUGGUGGUGAGCUUUUUAGUCGAAUCCAGGACAGAGGGGACCAGGCCUUCACAGAGAGAGAGGCUUCGGACAUCAUGAAGAGCAUAGGAGAAGCAAUCCAGUUCUUGCAUGCUAUCAACAUUGCACACAGAGAUGUCAAGCCAGAGAAUUUACUGUAUUCAACUAAACGGCCCAGCGCACUGCUCAAACUCACAGACUUUGGCUUCGCCAAGGAGACAACUUCAAACAAGUCCUUAGCUACCCCCUGCUACACACCUUACUACGUUGCUCCGGAGGUUCUGGGCCCAGAGAAAUAUGACAAGUCAUGUGACAUGUGGUCUUUGGGCGUCAUCAUGUAUAUCCUGUUGUGUGGGUACCCUCCUUUUUAUUCCAACCAUGGUCUUGCCAUCUCUCCUGGAAUGAAGCGAAGGAUUAGGAUGGGCCAGUAUGAGUUUCCCAACCCUGAAUGGUCGGAUGUGUCUGAGGAAGCUAAACAACUGAUCAGGACCCUCCUCAAGACUGAGCCUACACAAAGGAUGACCAUCACAGAGUUCAUGAAUCAUCAAUGGAUCAAUCAAUCGAUGAAGGUUCCACAGACCCCACUUCACACCAGCCGAGUGCUCAAGGAAGAGAAGGAUGCAUGGGAGGAUGUUAAGGAGGAAAUGACCAGUGCCUUGGCAACAAUGAGGGUUGACUACGAGCAAAUCAAGAUCAAGACCAUUGAGGAUUCAUCCAAUCCCUUGCUUACGAAACGGAGGAAGAAAGCCAAUAACAGCAUGCCAGACCCCCAGUCUGCUGCCCACUGAAAGAUGCACGAAUGCAUGCACAUACAAACACAGGUUGUAAAAAGGAAGCAAUAAUUUGUUGACACGUGAGUCGCAUUGCAUGGAUUUUAUCAGUGUUUUAUUUUUCAUGGCAAAUCUAAUGUUUUGUAGGAGUGUUUUGUUUUUAUUACUCUACCAUUUUAACAAGCCCAACCCUUUGCUGUGGCAGAGAGGAUGUUUAUCUGGGUUUUUACACCAGUAAAGAGAUUAUAAAUCAUAGAGAAGAUCAGGUUGUGUACUGAGAGGGGCUCGAGUGUUGGAAUAGGACUUGAAGCCUUAGCAUUAGCCAUUAGCAGUAGCCACCCCACCCCCCCCACCCCCACACACACACACACACAUACACACACAUACAUGCAUACGUUCCUGUUCCAGCACUAGUCCCCAAUCUGUGAAUGUCGAACGGCUAAAUCCCAAAAACAAGAAGGCGAGGGAAGGCUUCUUUUACGUACCUGCAGAGUAAACAGAUGUAUUUUGAACUGACGAGUGGAAUGUAAGGACUCUGCCCCUGACUGUUGGCAUUAGCUGGACACUCGCUCAUUUGUGGGACAUGAGUCUUGUCAGGUUCAGUUUGUCUUGAUGAAUGUUGAAUAGAGGCCUAUGCACUCACACAAGGGCCGUGUGCCAUUCUGACAGAGCACCUCACUCUUGGCUCCUCUCUCCUUAAUCUAUCUACGCUUGUUUUUCAGAAAACGUAGUCUUAGGUCAGAGAAGGAUGCCAGGUGGAAGAACACAAACUGGCUCCACCUUUCUCCCGCAUGUAGCGCAAAGGAGAGUAGGAGCCAACUGAUACUGUAUUUUUUCAUGGAUUUUAUGAACUUAUUAGCAUAGGCCUUAAUGAGUGUUGCUAUAUCAGCAAAUUAUGUUUAACCCCUACCUACCUUUUGGUUCAGGCUAUCACCAAUGUUAUGCGUCAUAGUUUAUAACAUUGCCAGAUUAUAUUCCAGGUUAAUGCUAUGCAGAUGUGUUGGUCAGCAAGUGAAGUGUAAGUACUGCAAGGACCUUUUUUUUUGUUAGUGUGGAUUUCUGUUUGCUAAUAUGUUGGAGAGAUAUCAGGCAACAAUUUGGAGCGUUUGUGUAUCUUUAUGUAAGCCGUAGCACCCUUAGGGGAUACAUAUUUCAGACAGACUGGUCCAGCCCCUGCAGUCCCUCUGAAACAAUCAGUUGGAGUUACUGUCAGGGGGGACUAGUCUGGUUUAUUGCCAGUGCCACCGACACGUCUCCUUCACACUUUUUUUAAGGAUUCAUAGAAAGUACUUAAGAGCUGCUCCUGUCCUUGAAGCAGAUUCUGACAUAACACCAGCAAGCUGUCAUCACAUCUAGAAAGGGUGUGGUGGUUGUUUUCUUUUUAAUGUUCUGUUAACGACUGGGACACAGUUCAUCUCACUUGGGAUCAUGAGAAAUUAACAUGUUUUGUUUAGUCAGUUCAGUCCACUUCACUUUGUGAAAAUCACAUCCACAUUACCUGUCACAUCUCAACCAUUAAAAUAUGUCACUGUAAAAUGUUCAUCAAAUGUUUGUGAUAAUGUUCCUUUUUUUCCAUCCCUCUCGACACUUUUUUUUGUAGUGGAAACACAUAUGUGUCUCUUUUCUUCCCCCCUGUCACUGAGUCUGUUUAGCUUCACCUGCCGUACUUUUGUCUGCUUCAGCUUUGGAUUAAAAAAACAUAAAACUAAAAA
Molecule: messenger RNA, 3400 nt
Organism: Notolabrus celidotus (New Zealand spotty)
Lineage: Eukaryota; Metazoa; Chordata; Actinopteri; Labriformes; Labridae
Gene: mapkapk2a
Product: MAPK activated protein kinase 2a
Exons: 10
Coding region: 555-1706 (383 amino acids)
Biological process (GO): response to cytokine; peptidyl-serine phosphorylation; toll-like receptor signaling pathway
Cellular component (GO): cytoplasm; nucleus
Molecular function (GO): mitogen-activated protein kinase binding; calmodulin binding; ATP binding
Source: RefSeq, a predicted model, not a curated record